This is a messenger RNA of Neofelis nebulosa (Clouded leopard), 3075 nucleotides long. It is a transcript of the gene P2RY10, whose product is annotated as P2Y receptor family member 10. The transcript has 3 exons. The record is from RefSeq and is a predicted model, not a curated record. Gene Ontology annotation, cellular component: membrane. The coding region runs from base 327 to 1313 and encodes 328 amino acids. Gene Ontology annotation, molecular function: G protein-coupled receptor activity. Gene Ontology annotation, biological process: positive regulation of Rho protein signal transduction; phospholipase C-activating G protein-coupled receptor signaling pathway. Lineage: Eukaryota; Metazoa; Chordata; Mammalia; Carnivora; Felidae.
GUUAUCAGCAGAAUCUGUGCCGCCCAGAGUUAGGCUUUUUCACUCCCAACGCCCUGCAAAGAAACAGGAGUGCUAAUCCCGACAAGGCUCCAGGGUUUGUUACCUCAGAAAAUUUACUGCAUCUUUCUGAACCUCAAUUACCUCAUCUCUCAUCUGCACAUGAGAGUAAUAAUAGUACUUACCUCUUAUGAUGGCUGUGAGAAUGACAUUGGAUAAAUUCAUGUGAAAAAUUUCAUUGCAGAUUCUGGAGUGCAUUGCUGAUAGUCACAUCAUGGAGGGAUUAUAAUUCCACGGCUUACCUUGAUGAGUAUACUGAAAUAUUCAAGAUGGGUAGCAACAGUACCAGCAAUGCUGAGACUGACUGCAAUGCUACUAAUGUGACAUUUCAGAACUCCCUUUAUGCAACUACCUACAUCCUCAUAUUCAUCCCCGGUCUUUUGGCCAAUAGUGCAGCCUUGUGGGUUCUGUGCCGCUUCAUCAGCAAGAAAAAUAAAGCCAUCAUUUUCAUGAUCAACCUCUCUGUGGCUGAUCUUGCUCAUGUGCUGUCUUUACCUCUCCGGAUUUACUAUUACAUCAGCCACCACUGGCCCUUCCCGAAGGCCCUUUGCCUGCUGUGCUUCUACCUGAAGUAUCUCAACAUGUAUGCCAGCAUUUGUUUCCUGACGUGCAUCAGCCUUCAGAGAUGUUUUUUUCUCCUCCAGCCCUUUAGGGCCAGAGACUGGAAGCGUAGGUAUGAUGUAGGCAUCAGUGCUGCCAUCUGGAUCAUCGUGGGAACAGCCUGCUUGCCAUUUCCCCUUCUGAGAAGCACCUACUCAUCCAACAACAAUCAGUCCUGUUUUGCUGAUCUUGGUUACAAGAAAAUGAAUACAGUGGCUUUGGUUGGAAUGAUUACAGUUGCUGAGCUGGCAGGAUUUGUGUUCCCAGUAGUUAUCAUCGCAUGGUGUACCUGGAAAACGACUAUAUCCUUGAGGCAGCCACCAAUGGCUUUCCAAGGAAUCAGUGAGAGGCAGAAAGCACUGCGGAUGGUUUUUAUGUGUGCUGCAGUCUUUUUCAUCUGCUUCACUCCUUAUCAUAUUAACUUUAUUUUUUACACUAUGGUGAAGGAAACCAUCAUUAGCAGUUGUCCUAUUGUCCAAAGCACACUGUAUUUCCACCCCUUUUGUCUAUGCCUUGCAAGUCUCUGUUGUCUUUUGGAUCCCAUUCUGUAUUAUUUCAUGGCCUCAGAGUUUCGUGACCAACUAUCUCGCCAUGGCAACUCUGUGACCCGUUCCCGCCUUAUGAGCAGGGAGAGUGGUUCAUCAAUGAUUAGCUAAAAAUAAAAUACCUUUUCAAUUGUGACUUUAGCUAUGUUUUCUAGCUUUUUCCAAAGGCCAGAAUGACCAGCCAGACAAUUUGUUUAAGAAAUUUGUGAACAAUGGAAAUUUUCUUUUGUGAUAACUUGUGGUCACAAGGAUGUAAUGGUGGAGGCAGAGUGUAAGAAAUGUGGGAGAGGAAGAAAGGAUAAAGUUUGCUUGUUUUCUCUUUGAAAUUCAAGAUACUUUCUUAGACCUAGAUCAAGUUUUUACAGAUGUUUUCAACCAAAUGGAGAUUGUAUAUUUUAUCUUAAACAUUACUUCAAUAAAUAUAUUGUUAAUAAGAUACAAUAAAUACAUGAAUCUUUUCCAAGAUAUAAAAGUAAAUUUCUAUUAUAUUAAAACUUUUAUUUGUGAAUGAGAGUAAAAUUCGUCAAUCUUUUUAAGAGAUAAAUAAAUGCACAGGCAAAGGGGGAGUGACAAUUGAGGCAAUGUGUGCAUAAAUUUUUAGGGCCACAAACCUAUUACUGAAUAAAGGGCAUAGAAAUUUGUUCACUCACUAAAAAUGUAUUGAAUACCUAUUGUAUUCUGGGUUACCAGAAUUUCAUGGGUACUUUCACAAUUUAGCAUCUCAUCUGGUCCUUUUUUAAAAAAGUUUUAAUGUUUAUUCAUUUUUGAGAGAGAGACAGAGUGUGAGCAGAGGAGAGGUGGGGGCGGGGGGGUGGGAUACAGAAUCUGAAGCAGGCUCCAGGCUCUGAGCUGUCAGCACAGAGCUCAACAUGGACUCAAAUCCACAAACCAUGAGAUCAUGUCCUGAACCAAAGUCGGAGGCUUAACCAACUGAGCCACCAGCCUCCCCUCAUCUGGACCUUCUAAUAAAUUUGUGGAAGUUUCCAAUACAAGUGAAUAAAUAGAAUCUCAGAGAGGUGAAAUAACUUGCUUGAAUAUAAACACUGGUGAGCCAAAAAUUUUUCUUGUAUACACAAUAUAUACUUAAUUUAUUCCUUCUAUUUUUGUUGCUACUUUUACUAGCUCAAUAUUAAACUUUACGUUAAAGGUGAAGACACAGACCAAAGCUAAACUGCAUGAGACCAAGACCAUUUGUACACAUUUUGCUUGAUAUUAUCUGAAAAGUCUGGGUUAUUGGUAUGGCAUAUCAUGCUUCAAGCUACAAAGUAUCAAAUGAUAGAUAGGUUGUUCUAAUACUGUCCCAAUCUACAGUCUUAAUGACCAGGGAUAUGACACAAAUAGCUCAUUCUUUCCUACUAAAUAUAUUUUAGGUCUUAAUGUAUGUCAUACAAAACCCAUAAAGAGAUGAAAUAAGGUUAUAAAGCUGAUAGAUAUAGAAAUUCCUUAUAUAUAUGGGUUUUAUUGGAUAUAUCAUUUGCAAAUAACUUCUGCUAUUCAGUACAUUGCUUUUUUUGUUUUGUUUAUGGUUUAUUUCACUGUUCAAAAUCUCUUUUAUUUUCAUGUAGUCCCAAGAGUUUAUUUUGGUUUUUGUUUCCCUUGCCUUAGUUGACAUAUCUAUAAAAAUGUUGCUAUGAGGGGAGUAGCCAAAAAAAAAAAGAAAAAAGCUGAGAGAUGAACAUCUUGUGAAAUUUAGAUAUUUUGGGAAAUUUUUGGAAUGUUUGUCUUAUUAAACAUUACUGUACAACACUCUGAACAAAUUUAUGUUUAUUGAGAAAAUUCUCUGUGAGUAGAGCUCACAGAAUUUUAUUAGCAACCGAAAAUAUUAUCACAUAAUAAAUGAAUGGGAGAGAAAUAUGUGUCCUCUUUCUGUCAA